AUGUACUUCGACCUCAAUGUCCCCGUACCAAUACCAGCGUCGUCCUCAUCUGCGAUAAAUACCUCUAAAAAGGGCAAAGGAAAAGCUCAACAACAACAACAACAAUCGAAUCAAGCCUCUUCCGUGGUUUACUCUCCAGCACAGAUUACCGCUCUCGAAGCGCGUAUCGACCUCUUGGUUCAUUUAGGAUAUACUGUUCUUGCUCUUACGCAGACCGUGCACAAGAAAGUUGAACCGAAGACCUUCGUCAAUGCCCUCGAUGCGUUACUUGGUUCGGGCAACGAACGAAAUAAGGGCAGAGGACAGUUGAAGGCGCGCGAAGGAAUAGUCUUCCUCAAAAGAUUGACCAUAGUUCUUGAUGAAGAUAGUGAGAAGGGAUUCGGGCUCACGAACGCUAACGCGUCUUUCUUCGCGGCCUACGACCUCAUCUCUCUUUUGCCAACAACGGAAGCUUCCCUCUCUCUGGCCUGUUUGACCCACACACUUCCCUCGCCUCUGACUGCACACAUCAUCUCCCUCCCUCUCACUCUUCCACGUCUUCCAUUCCGUCUCAAGCAUACAGUUGUCCGCACCGCCCUUCGAAACGGAGCCGUCUUCGAGAUCAGUUAUGGUGGAGCACUUGGUCAUGAAGCAGACGCGUCAUUUGGUCAGAGUGGAGGAGGUAGCGGGGAACCUGCGAAGAGGAAUUGGUGGGCUGCUGCGAGAGAGGUCGUGAGAGUCACGAAGGGCAAGUCGGGAAGCCUAAUCAUUUCGAGUGGGGUGGCGAACGGGGUUGAUCUGAGGGCACCAAGGGAUGUAGGAAAUUUGGUCACAUUUAUUGGUCUAGCACAGAACGACGCUCACGAUGCCGCGACGAAGGCACCGAAAUCAGUAGUGCUGCGAGCACAGACCCGUCGAACGUAUCGUGCCGUCUUCUCGGAACCGGAAGUCGUCAUUCCCGUCCAAAUACAAGCAGAAACUGCGACCACCUCAACCGACCCAGCGGCUGCAGAUUCUGUCGUAGAAACAACUACCGCACCCACUGCUCAACCCGCUGGCUCAGUCACACCAUCACAAGCGCCGCUUGCCGGCAACGGAAAGAAAAGGUUACGCGAGGAACUGGAGGAAGCGGAGGUUGGUGCGGCAGAGGCAUCGAAUAGUGGGAAGAAGUCUGUCGUUAUCUCAGGCGGUAACGAGGGCAAACGGGAUUCCUCGCAGGGCCCGAGUGCGAAAAAGAAAAAGAGAAAAACCAAAGGAUCAGGACAGGAGGCUGGGCAGGCGAAGUGA
Messenger RNA from Stereum hirsutum FP-91666 SS1, 1266 nucleotides. RefSeq names its product PHP domain-like protein. The record is from RefSeq and is a predicted model, not a curated record. The coding region runs from base 1 to 1266 and encodes 421 amino acids. Gene Ontology annotation, molecular function: RNA binding. NCBI's taxonomy places the organism in Eukaryota, Fungi, Basidiomycota, Agaricomycetes, Russulales, Stereaceae. Gene Ontology annotation, cellular component: nucleolar ribonuclease P complex. Gene Ontology annotation, biological process: tRNA processing. The transcript has 5 exons.